Molecule: messenger RNA, 3108 nt
Organism: Sporothrix schenckii 1099-18
Lineage: Eukaryota; Fungi; Ascomycota; Sordariomycetes; Ophiostomatales; Ophiostomataceae
Exons: 2
Coding region: 1-3108 (1035 amino acids)
Source: RefSeq, a predicted model, not a curated record
AUGACGUCCAAUUUCCACAUCCAAAAACCCUAUGUGCUCGCCAGCCUCCCACGAUCACUGGCCCAGGUCGACGGGAAGAGCGUCGUCGGCGAGGUCUACGGCCAGCGGCCAGGCGUCAAGAAGCGCAGACGGGCCGAGGUGGUGGUCGGCAUCGACGGCGAGUCUGCAAAUAUCUACGAUAUCGCAUCGUCUCGUCUCAUCACGUCCUACCCCAUUCCUCCGCAAGCCAAGUUCUCCUGCGCCCCCUGCUCCAUCCGCCUGCGUUCAUCGUCCAGCAGAGACGCCACCGUGGCUCGCUACACAUACAUUGCGACCCGCGAGCCGGCACGGAAACUAUCAUUGUUCAAGGAUACCGUCGAGGCAGCCGGUGCCACGGCGUCCGAGUCUGUGACGGCGAGCCUGGGCCGCACAGGUGACAUCGUCGCUCUACACACUCUGUCUCUGCCCGAGAAAAAGGCAGACGCGCCCGCGUCGUCUGUGGUGGUGGAUCUGCUGGCCGUUUACAGCGACGGCCAGGUGACCUGUUUCGACGGUGAGACGCUCAAGGAGAAGUACAAGGCCUCGGUUGCUUCGCUGUCGCAGGACCCUGUGCCACGUGGCUCGAACGUACUUGUCGAGUUUGUGCAGAUGGGCCUCGCUUCUGAUGUCGUCAAGGGCCUGGGAUUGGGCGAUUAUUUGUCCGGCAUUUUCUCUCAGACGAUCGACGCCGAGGGCGGCUUCAACCCGGACAUUGUGUUUGUGAUUACGACUGUGACUGGCGGCCAGGUCGGGAAUGGUGCCGCUCGUUACCUGCACAUUCUGUCUGCCGACUCGGAACGUGACGUCCUCCUGCAGGCCCAUUACAUCCGCCUCCCCACCCCUACGGCCGGUGAGACUACAGACGGCGUGGUCCUCAGCCAGCCGACCUACCGCCUGGAUGUCCUGUCGGGGUCUCUGCUUGCUCUGGAGGGUGAGAGCAUCUUGUCGUACGACCUGACUCGGAGCGUCCCCCGCGUUGUCAGCAACAUUGCCAUCCCCGGCGUCACCUCCUUCCUGCGCCUGUCCAAGUCGAGCAUCCUCGCCGCUACCCCGACCUCGUUCUCCGUCUACAACCCCCUGUUCAAAUCCCUUCAAGCCUCGACCGCCCUCGACGUCCAGGCAUCGGUCAAGUCCUCCCGGGGCGAGGCACCCAAGUCCGACAGCAAUGGCAGCCGUGCCUGCUCUUUCGUUUCGUUCUUCCCCCAGCUCGAGCUGGCCGUCGCUCUGCUGGACUCGAACCUCGUUGCCGUUCAGCUGGAACCGCCGCGCACGCGGAGCAAGAAACGCCGCGCGGACGGACUGCUGAUCGACUCAAUCGGCCGUGGUUCGUCGCUUGCGGACGCCAGGACGAGCGCGGAGUCUGCUCCACUGCCAAAGAAGUACCUUCCCGGCACCAUGUCGGCCAGCUACCUCGCCCAGUUCAACGCGGAUGCCAAGAGCGCCGAUGCUCUGCUCGCGGAACAGGACAUCCCGGGCUUCGACGAUUUGCUCGCUGAGAGGCUCGGCAUCCAGUCUCUUAGCGACUGGCGCUGGCAACGGCCCCUCGAAGCCACGGCUGCUGUCGACGCUAUGGACGAGACGCAAGAUGGUGACGAGGGCAACGCCGCUACGAACGGUCUCCCGAAUGGCACAACAAACGGUCUUACGAAUGGGCUUACGACCGGAAACACUACCAACGUACGCACGACCACCCCUCCACCGCCAUCUUCUUCAACACACCGUGCCAAGUACCCGCUCGCCGACCGUCGCUGGGUCGUCUACGCCAUCAGCCGCAUUUUCACAGUCAAAGAGCAGGCCGGUGGCCGCCUACGGCUGCGGUGCAAGGUGCCCUCCAGCGACAUCCUCAACUACCUCGUCGAUGCGGGCCACCUCUCCGUGGCCAACACGCGGUCCGCGCUACGCGAGUCUCUGCGGGAGGUCGACGAUGACGACCAGCUGUUGGGCGAGUCGCUGCCGGCUGUGCUGGCGCACGUCGACCCCAGCCUGGACCUGCUGCUGCGCUGGCUGUACGAGACGAAGCUGGGCGCCACGGAGCUGCUGAGCGCCACGUUAUUGCUGAUGCGCAGCCUUGAGCUCGUGGACAAGCCGGCUGAGCAGCCUAAGCUUCUCGAGGGGACGCUGCUGCGCAACGGCGAUGCAGCAGCGGAGGGCGAAGGCGAGGCGGACGCCGCGCACAGCGGCGACAAGACAGCGCCGCCUGAGCAGCUGGAGCUGGACGAGCUCGACCAGCAGCUGCACCUGGCCGAGUACUUUUUGCAGCACGUCGAGAACGACCCGCGCGACCUGGCCCUCGACAUUGCCAUUGGCAAGCUCGGCAGCUGCCCCGCCAUGGCCACCGUGCAGGGCCUGCGCCGCAUCUUCCGCACCGACGAGAUCCGCGCCCUGAUUGAGGUGCUGCGCAAGCAGAUGGUGGACCAGGGCUGGGCGACGCGGUACAUGGACAUGGACGAGCCGUCGACGACGACGGACACAAACGGCGCCGCCGCUGGUGCUGCUGCUGCUGCUGCUGCUGCUGCUGCUGCCGACACGACGCCGCUCAACUACAGCAUCCGCCUGAUUGCCGACCUGCUGUGCCGCUGCAUUGACGCGGUGCGGCCUGGCGAGUGGCUCAUCAACGACGAGGAAGUCGCUGCCUCCGCUGCUGCUGUUGCUGCUGUAUCCAACGACGACGCUCCAUCGUGGUCCGAGGCCGCAGCGGGCGGCGACUUCUUUGCCCUCCUCAAGUGGCAGGUCAGCGCGGCGCUCGAGGGCGUCCAAGAAGCCCUGUACCUGCGUGGCCUCGUCGGCGAGGCCGUGCGCUACGGCAUGGGCGUCGAGAAGAUCGCAUCGAAGGCGGCGCACCUGGCCAAGAACAGCCAGGGCGACGAGGCCAAGGCGCGCCCCCAGACGGUGGCGGCGCCGGCCGCGGCGUCUGUCGUGAGCGGUCUGCCGCUGGGCCUGCGGGCGCCCACGGGCCUCCCACGGCAUACGGACGUGACGGCCACCAAGGUCGUGUACGGCGGUGAGAUUGUGAAGCGGACGAAGCGUGAGAUCGGCCACCUGACGAGCAAGAAGGUGGGCGCGUACACGCUGGAGCGGAUUGUUUUUUAG